AUGUCUAGUACACCCGAAUCAUCUUCAGAGACACCAAUCUCUACUCCAGAGCCUACUUCUGAGACUCCAACUCCGACGCCGCAGUCUCCCACAGAGACGCCAACACCUACCCCAGAAACCCCAGUUGAGUCCUCGUCAAGCGAAACUCCUACUCCGAGCGCGACACCAACUCCUGCACUCCCAGCCGGCUGCACUCUAAUUGAUGUGAUCCCAGUCGCUACCAAUGCUGUUGUUCAAGGCGGCUUCGAAGGCUUUGUAAGCUCCACGAACAGCCCACCAUGGUCCCGCGCCAACAGCUUUGCUGUGUUCUACAGUCUCGCAUCCUUCGCACGCGAGGGCAAAGCCUUUGCUCUCCUCCAAAGCCCUUCCUCUCCCACCUCUGCGUCCGAAGUCUCCGUCUUCCAAACGCUCUCGAAACUCGACACCACAAAUUCAUACACCUUCACCUUCUAUUACCGGCCAUAUGUCCUGGAUGCGUACUAUAACGCGGCUAACCCGGCGUACGUGGCUGUCUACCUGGAUGAUGUGCAGAUUGCACGCGCGCCCAUUACGGCGCGCAGUGUUCCGUAUCUGCCAUUCACUGUGACGGGGAUUGUGCCUGCGUCACAGAAUCCGGUAUUUAAAAUCAAGUGGGAGGACCACCGCCCGCAGAGUGCAUAUUCGAAUUCGCAGAUACUGAUCGAUUCGGUCAGUUUGGUAAAUGAGCGUGUUGCGGCGCCUUAUAAGGAGGUAUCUUGUCCGGCAGGUCGGUAG
Molecule: messenger RNA, 753 nt
Organism: Pseudovirgaria hyperparasitica
Lineage: Eukaryota; Fungi; Ascomycota; Dothideomycetes; Acrospermales; Acrospermaceae
Exons: 2
Coding region: 1-753 (250 amino acids)
Source: RefSeq, a predicted model, not a curated record